Messenger RNA from Parathielavia appendiculata, 410 nucleotides. RefSeq lists its product as uncharacterized. The coding region runs from base 59 to 283 and encodes 74 amino acids. The record is from RefSeq and is a predicted model, not a curated record. NCBI's taxonomy places the organism in Eukaryota, Fungi, Ascomycota, Sordariomycetes, Sordariales, Chaetomiaceae. The transcript is spliced from 2 exons.
UGACCACCAGCACGAGACUCUGUUCCAAGACAAAACCCUAAGGAGACACGACGGCCUCAUGUUGGAUUUGGCAGGUGGUCAGAGAGGGCAGUUCAGGGGUGACCAAUGGCUUGGCACCAGGAUUCUCAGGAUCAGGAAGAGGCAGGGAACUUCUGGAAGAACACAGACAGGUACAUCAUCAUCAAUUGAGUGGUUGCCCAUCUUUUUGGUACCCAAUUACUACGGUGCGACACAUUCGUGGCUGUUGGCUUUCCAACAGAAUGGUGCCGUCCUAAUAGGCUAGAAACCUCAACAGCCGUUGGCGUUGACGGACACCCACCCCGAGUACAGUUCUUCCUCCACAAUCACCCAUUCCAUACUAAUACUGUCAUCGCUGCUCUGUUUUACUCGGCCGAAACUAAGUUCUCUUU